GUGCUGCGUCUACCGAACCACCAGACCACAUGUCGAACACUCGGCGGGGCAUCCUCUCGCUCUUCGUCCACCUCUCCCUGCUCCGCGCCGCGCGGCCGCAAGGGCCGUCGCCGUCCCCCGCGCCCGCAGGCGAGUGCGCCGUCGCGCUGCAGAGCCUGUCGCGGUGCUCGACGUACGUGGAGGCGGGGAGCAACCUGAGCAGGCCGCAGAAAGGCUGCUGCCGCGCCGUCGCCGCCGUGGCGGGGGCCGAACCGGCCUGCCUCUGCGGGCUCAUCGACGACUACCGAGGCUUCGGGGUGCGGGUUGACACCACCAGGGCCCUCAUGCUCCCCUCCGCCUGCCGCGCCCCACCGCCGCCGGCGAGUCUAUGCGCAGUUCUCGGAAUGCCCGUUGCAACUGCUGUGCUGCCACCAUCGGAAAAACCAGGAACAGGAUGCUGUGCCUCGGGGGCACCGGCGGCGGCGCCACCGAUCAAGAACGGCGGUUGUAGAUUAACGACCAUGGUUUGGCGUGAUCCUCGUCAUGCCUUUUGUCUGGCGCUGCUGCUGCUGCUGUCAUACUCGUUCCCAAGCUUGUAGAAAAAAAUUGAUUGCAUCAUGGACUUGCAGACGCUGUGUUCUUGUGAACAAUCUGAAGAGAAAACAAGAUUUGUUUUUGAGAUUCCACGCACCGGCAGCUGACAAACUUGUUUCAUGGUGGUCACGUUGUGAAUUUAGUUGAAAUCUACUGUUACAUUUGUUUCUUCUUCUUCUUUUUUUUAAAAAAAAAACAGGUUGAAAGUCAAAGUCAAACAAAACAUGGAAUCAUGUUGUCGAAGUCUCCCGUCUCUAUGGCAUGCCCCACUAAUAAAGGGCCCCUUUAUUUC
Messenger RNA from Zingiber officinale, 865 nucleotides. Its product is annotated as non-specific lipid transfer protein GPI-anchored 12-like. Bases 30 to 578 code for a protein of 182 amino acids. The transcript is spliced from 3 exons. Lineage: Eukaryota; Viridiplantae; Streptophyta; Magnoliopsida; Zingiberales; Zingiberaceae. The record is from RefSeq and is a predicted model, not a curated record.